AUGUUCUCUAGGCCUUUUAGAAAACAUGGAGUUGUUCCUUUGGCAACAUACAUGCGAAUCUACAAGAAAGGCGAUAUUGUGGACAUCAAGGGAAUGGGCAUUGUUGAAAAAGGAAUGCCCCACAAAUGUCACCAAGGCAAAACUGGGAGAGUCUACGACGUCACCCGGCAUGCUGUUGUCACUGUUGGAAACAAACAAGUGAAGGGCAAGAUUCUCGCUAAGAGAAUUAAUGUACGUGUUGAGCACAUUAAGCGCUCAAGGGGCCGAGAUAGGUUCCUGAAGCGUGUGAAGGAAAACGGUCAGAGACAGAAGGAAGCCAAGGAGAAAGGUACUUGGGUUCAGCUGAAGGGCCACCCUGCCCCACCCAGAGAGCACACUUUGUGA
Molecule: messenger RNA, 384 nt
Organism: Prionailurus viverrinus (fishing cat)
Lineage: Eukaryota; Metazoa; Chordata; Mammalia; Carnivora; Felidae
Product: 60S ribosomal protein L21-like
Exons: 1
Coding region: 1-384 (127 amino acids)
Biological process (GO): translation
Cellular component (GO): ribosome; cytosolic large ribosomal subunit
Molecular function (GO): structural constituent of ribosome
Source: RefSeq, a predicted model, not a curated record